Messenger RNA from Podarcis muralis (Common wall lizard), 2839 nucleotides. It is a transcript of the gene PGBD5, whose product is annotated as piggyBac transposable element derived 5. The record is from RefSeq and is a predicted model, not a curated record. Gene Ontology annotation, molecular function: transposase activity. Gene Ontology annotation, biological process: non-replicative DNA transposition. NCBI's taxonomy places the organism in Eukaryota, Metazoa, Chordata, Lepidosauria, Squamata, Lacertidae. Gene Ontology annotation, cellular component: nucleus.
UUUUAAGCGGCGGAGACCGUCCCCUUUCGGGGGCGGGGAAAGGGCGGACUCCGGGCGUCCGGAGCGCGCAUAAAACCCCACCUCCCGCUUCAGGACUGCAGCUACAAUUGGCUCGAUGAGGCACUGGGAGAGAUGUUGAGCUGGCUGCUUCCACCCAUGGCUCUGCACACACACAGGGGCGGGUUGUGCCGGGGAGAACGGGAGGCUGGGCUCCGAGGCGGCGGAGGCGGUGGAGGAGGAGAAAGCGGCUGUGCCGCUGCUCCCGCAGCCUGCCUGCCUCCUUCGGUGACCGAGCCCCUGCUGCUGCUGGGCUGCUGCCUGCGGCCGGACGACCCGGCCGAGCGGGGGCUGCUGCUGGCGCCGGCGGGCGAGAUGAUGGCGGAGGGCGGCGGCGGCGGCGGCCAGAGGCUGAAGGCGCUCUCGCUGCUGGAGGCGGCCCGCUGCCGCUACGAGAGCCUGCAGAUCUCCGACGACGUCUUCGGCGAGUCGGGCCAGGACAGCAGCGGCGGCAACCCGUUCUACAGCACCACGGCCGAGUCGCGCUCCGCCUCCGACGAGGACGCCGACGAGGAGCGCGAAGCCCCGGACGGAGGACGCAGCCAGCGGGGAAGGACGGCGGCGAGACGCGGAGCCAAGCCAGCGGCCGAGCAGCAGCAGCAGCAAGUGCCCGGCGACUCGGAGGCGGCUUCCCCGGCUUCCCUGGAGCAGCAGCAGGAGGAAGAGGAGAAGGUGGAAGAGGAGGAGGUGGAGGAUGAGAAGAGGGGCUGGAGCCAGAGCUUGAGAAACACCGCGACCCCUUCCUUCAAGGAUAGCAGCGGCCCCACUCGCAAAAUGCCACCAACUGCCAGUGCCAUGGACUUCUUCCAACUCUUUGUCCCUGACAACUUGCUGAAGAACGUGGUCGUGCAAACCAAUAUGUAUGCCAAGAAGUACCAGGAGCGAUUUGGGAGUGAUGAUGCCUGGGUGGACGUCACCCUGACAGAAAUCAAGGCUUUCCUUGCGUACAUGAUAUCCACCAGCACUCACCAUUGCGAGUCCGUACUCAGCAUCUGGAGUAGUGGUUUCUAUAGCAACAAGAGCAUAGCACUGAUCAUGACUCAGCCGAGAUUUGAGAAGAUCCUCAAGUACUUCCAUAUUGUGGCCUUCCGUUCCAGUCAGACUACGCAUGGCCUCUACAAAAUCCAGCCCUUUCUGGACUCCCUGCAACACAGCUUUGACUCUGCCUUUAAGCCUUCCCAAACGCAGGUACUCCAUGAACCUCUGAUUGACGAAGAUCCGGUUUUCAUUGCCACCUGCACAGAGCGAGAGUUACGCAAGAGGAAAAAGCGGAAAUUCAGUCUCUGGGUACGGCAGUGCUCAUCAACUGGUUUUAUCUGCCAGAUCUAUGUCCACCUGAAAGAAGGAAGUGGCACGGAAGGCCUGGAUGCUUUGAAGAACAAAACCCAGCUCCACAGCAUGGUGGCCAAGAGCCUUUGUCAGAACGCGGCAGGGAAGAACUACAUCAUUUUUACUGGGCCCAGCAUCACCAGCUUGAAUCUCUUUGAAGAGUUUGAGAAACAAGAGAUUUAUUGUUGUGGGUUGUUAAGUGCAAGAAAAAGUGACUGCACAGGCCUGCCUCCAUCUAUGCUAAAUAACCCAGAUGCUCCUCAGUCUCGAGGACAAUAUAGGAUAAAGAUGAAAGGAAACAUGUCCUUGAUCUGCUGGUACAAUAAAGGCUACUUUCGGUUUUUGACCAACGCUUAUUCUCCAAUUCAACAAGGUGUCAUAAUUAAGAGGAAAAGUGGAGAGAUCCCUUGCCCGUUGGCAGUAGAAGCCUUUGCUGCUCAUCUUAGUUAUAUCUGCAAAUAUGAUGACAAAUACAGCAAGUAUUUCAUCUCUCAUAAACCAAACAAGACCUGGCAGCAAGUGUUCUGGUUUGCCAUCAGCAUUGCCAUAAACAACGCCUACAUCCUAUACAAAAUGUCCGACGCCUACCACGUGAAAAAGUACAGCCGGGUGCAGUUCGGCGAGAGACUUGUCAAAGAGCUACUGGGAUUGGAGGAUAUUUCACCUUGCCAUUGAUGCACCAUUCCCCGUGGCUUAGGUCAGGAGCGGGGAAGAGGAGGAGGAAGACGACGACAACUCUGGAACGCCAAAGUGAGGACCUUGCAAUCACAGCAACCAUGCUGCUCCCCCAUGUGACAAAGUGACCAGGGAAGCCAUGAACGUGGUGGUGGUGGUGGGCUUUGAUGAAGGCCCCACCAGUAUCCCUAAGGCCCUAAAGAGUGUCAUGGGCACUUAACGCAUCAGAAGCAAAUUUAAGUUAGCAGCUGUUUCUUAAUACUAUUUGUUAAACAGGGUGUUAAUUGUCACAUGAGGCCCCUUUCCCUGUCCUCUCCCAAACUGAAGUGGCUCAAUUACUGUAAAGCAUAUUCAGUUUUUUAAAAAUGUGUGAUCCGCGGUGUCCUGUGUUUGCAGAUGCUCAGCGCCUGGCGAGAGGUCACGGAGAGGUCGCUAAACAGAGAUACUGAAAAAUGUAUAAAUCUAUUUUGCAAGCCUAUGGUUAGGCAACGGCAGUGGGGACUUAGAUGACGGACGAAGAUUUUAUUUUCUUGCAAUGCUUUUGGAUUGUAGGAGGGAAUAUAAUUUAGGAGGGGGAAGAAAAAAAACAAUUUUUUAAAAUAUAAAGGAAUAGCCAGAAAUCGGUGGCUUUGCCUAUCAAAGCUAAUGUCAUUUCGCCUUAAAGUCAGUGUGAGCUUUGAGGCUAACUUCAGUGAUGCCAUAAUGCGAGAGAUUUGAUUUUAAACACAGUAUAUUCUUUUCCCAGCAUCAAAGCACACUAAUACAAAAGAUAAUCUAA